GAUCAACAUCGCUGCAAGAAACCGGGGGGAAAAAAAAAGGAAAAGAAAAAGGAAAAACACAAAAAUAAAGUAAAAAUGUUGAAAGUUUUGAUUUUGUGUCUUCUAUCCGCAUCCCUCGUGACCGCUGGGUUUUUCACUCCGAGCCCCGAGAAGGCCGACGCCACUGUGAAAGAAGGCAGCUCUGUCGUGAUCGAGGUCGAUGAGAACGACGGCGACACCAAAGUCUCCGUGUCUCCCAAAGACGCCGCCUACAACCAUCACUCAGACAAACUCUCCGAGAAAUUGGAGGAAACAAAAGAGAAGAUAAAAGGCGCGGCCUCCUCUGUCCUCCCGGGCUCACAUCAAUCCCAAGACGAAAACGAGGCGAACGGAGGAAAUACUGUCGGCAAAGUUAAGAAGACGGUCACUCAGGCGAAAGAGGCUGCAAAGGACAAGGCUGAGGACGUUAAAGAAGGGGCAAAGCGUCAAGCACACGACACGAUGGAGACUGCAAAGAUAGCCAAGGAAGAGGCUGAAAGAAAAGUGGAAGGAGUCAAAGAGAAGGCCAAGAAGACCGUUAACGAGUACGAGGAGGAAGGGAAGAAGGGGAUGAAGGGGCUUUUUGGGUAUUUGACGAGGCCGCUGUCGGGCGGGUGGCGCACGUUGGCCUCUGCCCUGCACCUGAUGGGGCUGGCGGUGGCUUACGGAAUGUGCGUGUGGGUCACAUUCGGGUCGGGCCGGGUUCUGGCCCAGGCACUGCCCAAGGUCCAGCUUUUGAUGGUGCAGAGCAGGAUGAGCCCAGUUUAUUUCCGGGCUAUGGCAGCUAGUGUGGGGACUGCUUUGAUUGGGUACACGAGCAAGCGCGGGGUGCUUGGAGGGCUCGACCUAGCGGCAUCACUGGCAAUGGUGUUAGCCAACAUGUUUUACGUGGAGCCUCGUUCGACCAAGGUGUUGUUUGAGAGGAUGAGGAAGGAGAAGGAGGAGGGUACGACUACGAAUAAGGAAGGGAAAGAUGAAGGAGUUGUGGCUGAAGAACCUGUGGUGGAGUCGAAAACUACCGAGACUAGUGAGGGACCGAAGAAGCAGGGUAGGAGUGCGAUUAUGCGCAGGUUCAGUUUGAGCUCGUCUCUGCUUAAUGUAGCCACACUCGUGCCCCUCACCUGGCAUCUACUUCGCCUGGCUCAGCAACUCAAUGCUGAGUGUUAAGAGGAUAUUUCGAGUACAAAAGAUGGAAGCCUUUCUCUUUGUGUAUAUAAAUGUAAUGCUAGCAUGGGCAACCAGCCCUCUUUGGUGUAACAUAUAUGCGCUAGAUAACUCUCUUACCAAUUCUGUAUUCUCUACUACUUAAUAUCUGUACUAUAUCAGAUUAUGUUUCUUGAAA
Striga asiatica is the source of this 1360-nucleotide messenger RNA. The record is from the annotation of a GenBank genome assembly. Lineage: Eukaryota; Viridiplantae; Streptophyta; Magnoliopsida; Lamiales; Orobanchaceae.